Molecule: messenger RNA, 666 nt
Organism: Westerdykella ornata
Lineage: Eukaryota; Fungi; Ascomycota; Dothideomycetes; Pleosporales; Sporormiaceae
Exons: 1
Coding region: 171-635 (154 amino acids)
Source: RefSeq, a predicted model, not a curated record
AGGACUCACCACGUGAAGGACACCUUUACUAAGCUCGACUUGCGACGGUGGAAAUUGAGUGUGAUGCGUCAAGGAUAGGGGACGCGGGGAGGGUAAUGCACUUAUGCGCUAAUGCAUGCGGUCGAGCUACUCUGAUAUCUUGAUGGAUUCUGUGUGAUUACAAAGUGUAUAUGAUGUCCGACAGUGACUCUGGUCUGGUCGGCCUCUACAAACCCGGGCAUAUAAAGGAGAGAAAUGAAAGGAGAAAUCCUACUCGUCCUCCAGCCAAGCCUAUCCAGCAUCCUUCCCUGAUCGUAUCUCUUCAAGCUCCCUUGGUGAAAACCGCAUUAUUACUUCUCCUCCUUCUUUAUACAUCUCCCUUCCCCUGGACCUUUUGUGUGGGGUUGACUGGGAAGAGAAAUACCGUAAAGAUGACGCAGAGGGAGUAUAUCGCUCAAACAGCACGAAAGCAUAGUGCUAGAGAAGAAUCCGUGACUCAAGCUCAGCAAGCAAUGCAACCAGACUGUUGGUGUCCCCGCAUAGACUGUGCAACUCUGGUGGGAAUAUUCCACAAUCCAAGAAACAAAGGGAAACAAUUUUUCAGAAAAGCAGAAUCACAGUCCCUCAGGAAAGUGCCCGCAGCGGAAAGUCGUUAAUGUCGUGCAUGAAGCCGCCUAUGUAGACCUG